UACUCCAUGUCAGAUUCCAACACAACUGACUUCACCAACCCCUCCACCUUCAUCCUGCUGGGCAUUCCAGGCCUGGAGGCGGCUCAUGUCUGGAUCUCCAUCCCCUUCUUCACCAUGUACGCCAUAGCCAUCUUCGGGAACUUUGCUAUCCUGUUCAUCGUGAAGAGGGAGCCAAGCCUCCAUGGGCCCAUGUACUAUUUCCUCUGCAUGCUGGCCAUCACUGACCUGGUCGUGUCCACAUCCACCCUGCCCAAAAUGCUGAGCAUCUUCUGGUUCAGUUCCAGGGAGAUCGACUUCAGUGCCUGCCUCACCCAGAUGUACUUCUUUCACUGCUUUUCAGCAAUGGAGUCUGGGAUUUUCGUGGCCAUGGCUUUCGAUCGUUAUGUGGCCAUCUGCAAUCCCCUGAGACAUUCCACCAUCCUGACAAACCCUCUGGUGGCCAAGAUUGGCCUGGCCGUGGUGCUGCGUGGCAUCAUGCUCAUACUGCCCCAUCCUGUCCUUGCCAGAAGGUGGCCAUAUUGUAGAACCAACAUCAUUUCCCACACAUACUGCGAGCACAUGGCCGUGGUGAAUCUGGCCUGUGCCGACAUCCGCAUCAGUAGUUACUAUGGUCUCUUUGUGGUAUUCUCUGUGAUCGGUCUGGAUGUUUUUUUUAUUGUUGUGUCCUAUAUCCAGAUCCUCAGGGCCAUCUCCAUCCUCCCCACAAAGGAUGCCCAGCUCAAGACUUUUGGGACCUGCAUCUCCCACCUCUGUGUCAUCUUAGCCUUUUACAUCCCAGGUCUCUUCUCCUUCCUCACACACCGGUUUGGCCACAAUGUGCCCCUGCACUUCCACAUUCUCAUUGCCAAUGUUUACCUCCUCGUGCCCCCCAUGCUAAACCCCAUCAUCUACGGGGUAAGGACCAAACAGAUCCGGGACAGGCUGCUCCAGCUUUUUACUCAUAAAGGGACCUAA
Molecule: messenger RNA, 954 nt
Organism: Trachemys scripta elegans
Lineage: Eukaryota; Metazoa; Chordata; Testudines; Emydidae
Product: olfactory receptor 52R1-like
Exons: 1
Coding region: 7-954 (315 amino acids)
Biological process (GO): G protein-coupled receptor signaling pathway
Cellular component (GO): membrane
Molecular function (GO): G protein-coupled receptor activity; olfactory receptor activity
Source: RefSeq, a predicted model, not a curated record